Messenger RNA from Magallana angulata, 554 nucleotides. Its product is annotated as selenoprotein K-like. The transcript has 6 exons. The record is from RefSeq and is a predicted model, not a curated record. Gene Ontology annotation, biological process: calcium ion transport; endoplasmic reticulum calcium ion homeostasis. Gene Ontology annotation, cellular component: Golgi apparatus; endoplasmic reticulum membrane. Lineage: Eukaryota; Metazoa; Mollusca; Bivalvia; Ostreida; Ostreidae. The coding region runs from base 62 to 331 and encodes 89 amino acids.
UAUAAAUAAAAGCUUGUUACUGACCUUGAAUAACAACUCAGCAAAGUGAAAACAAACGACGAUGGUGUACGUAUCUUCGGGAGGCCAAGUUGUAGACUCACAAUCGCCAUGGAGGCUAUCCAUUGUUCCAGAGAUUUUCUGGGGGAUCAUCAAUUUCAUUGUUUUAUUCUUCAGGACCAUGAUAUCGCCGUCCAUGACAAAACGUGGUAACUCUUACACAACAGACUACAGAGCUGGAGGGGGCGGACCACCCCCGCCACCAAGGAGAAGAAUGGGAGGAUUCAGAGGGGGCGGAGGUGCCCCCAGUGCUCCACCAAUGGGAGGUGGAUGAGGAAGGUAAACAUCCAGAGGUCAUGUGACACAGAGACACACUCUGAUUGGCUCUCUGGAUACCAACUUUUAUUAGGCUUUAGUUUGUAAUGAAGGGAAACCUCAUGAAAUCCAACAUAUGACUGUGUUAAGGACUUAUUUAAAGAAUUUUUUUGUAACUGACAAGAUUUGUAUUGUUUGAUGCUAAGCCGAAACACAAAGAGAUGUUGUGUUACUGUCAAAGA